CUGACGGAGGAAAGACUGAGGGUAGAGGGGUCAGAAUUUCUCACCUGUGAUGAUGAUGAGAAGAGCCACUAUGAGUCCUCGGACCUGGAUCUUUUGUGCACUUGUCUGUGUCCUCACAUGUGACCGAAGCACAAAUGCGUACAGAGAGACCCGAAGACGGAGGGUUUCAGAGGACGACUGGGAAGCGGCACCUAAAAAAUGCUCGUACACUUUCUUGGUCCCAGAGCAGAAGAUAACAGGACCCAUCUGUGCCAGCCAGGGACCCUCUCUCCCAGACAAAGAGCGUGUUACGCAGAUGGACAUCACUGACGUCCGGGAGCUCCUGACCAGACAGAGGGGUGAAAUAGACACGCUCCGGUUAGUUGUGGACGUGGACGGAAACAUGGUCAAUGAAAUGAAACUUCUGCACAAAGAGUCACGCAACAUGAACUCCCGUGUUACCCAACUGUACAUGCAGUUAUUGCAUGAAAUCAUUCGCAAGCGUGAUAAUUCAUUAGAGAUUGCGAUCCUGGAGGGCCGAAUCCUCAACGCCACGGCCGAAUCUUUGCGACUUUCUGCCCACUACAGACAGUUGGAAGCACGCUUCUCUGCGCUGGCUGCUUUGGUCAAUAACCAGUCAGUGCUGAUCGGUGCUUUGGAGGAGAGAUGCAUGCAGGUUUAUGGAAAUCACAGACGAGAGCCACUGCCUCCACCUCUUGUACAGGUAGUCCCGGAGAAUAUCCCCGUCUAUGUGCCCCGUUUUUCCAAUGAGAUUCAGAGGGCUCACAGUUGGGCCUUGCCAGGAGACAGAAGUUCCAUGACAGCACCUACAGAAAGCACCCUUGAGCCACAGCUUCCGUCACAGGGCAACUUCACCUUGGAGGGUCCCUUUCGGGACUGUUUGCAGGCGAUGCUGGCAGGACAUGCCACGAGUGGCAUAUAUCUUCUGAAGCCUGAUGGAAGUGAGACGCCCGUACAGGCCUGGUGUGAGCAUGAUGUGGACAGAGGAGGCUGGACUGUAAUCCAGAGGAGGAAAGAUGGAUCGGUCAAUUUCUUCAGAAACUGGGAUAGCUAUAAGAAGGGCUUUGGUAAUGUGGAAGGUGAACACUGGCUGGGUCUGGAAAGCAUUUACAACCUGGGCAGACAGGAAGACUACAAGUUACUGCUGGAACUGGAGGACUGGAUGAAUAAGAAGGUUUACGCGGCAUAUAGCAGCUUUCACCUGGAGCCAGAGAGCCAAUCCUACCGCCUGCGUUUGGGUACCUACCAGGGCAAUGCUGGAGACUCCUUAGCCAGUCACAACGGCAAACAGUUCACCACGCUGGACCACGACAGAGACGCUUUUUCAGGUAACUGCGCUCAUUUCCACAAGGGUGGCUGGUGGUACAACGCCUGCGGUCAAAGCAAUCUGAAUGGCGUGUGGUACUCCGGGGGAGUUUAUCGCAGCAAGUUUCAGGAUGGCAUAUUUUGGGCCGAUUACGGGGGUGGUUUUUACUCAAUGAAGUCUGUGCGUAUGAUGAUCAGGCCAAUUGACUGAAGAAAAGCAUCAAGAGACUCGCUGAUCUGAUAAAGAUCACCAUACAGCCAUAAUACGUCUGUUUAGGUCUGCGGAGGGUGGGGUAAGAUGAGCCAUUGUUUACAUACAGUAUGUGGUCAUCAAGAUGAA
Triplophysa dalaica is the source of this 1645-nucleotide messenger RNA. RefSeq names its product angiopoietin-like 1b (gene angptl1b). Lineage: Eukaryota; Metazoa; Chordata; Actinopteri; Cypriniformes; Nemacheilidae. Gene Ontology annotation, biological process: cell surface receptor protein tyrosine kinase signaling pathway. The transcript has 5 exons. Bases 50 to 1516 code for a protein of 488 amino acids. The record is from RefSeq and is a predicted model, not a curated record.